This is a messenger RNA of Sycon ciliatum, 2952 nucleotides long. RefSeq lists its product as uncharacterized. The transcript has 6 exons. The record is from RefSeq and is a predicted model, not a curated record. Gene Ontology annotation, cellular component: plasma membrane; cell surface; extracellular region. Gene Ontology annotation, biological process: regulation of signal transduction; cell migration; regulation of protein localization to membrane. Bases 131 to 1969 code for a protein of 612 amino acids. Lineage: Eukaryota; Metazoa; Porifera; Calcarea; Leucosolenida; Sycettidae.
UGUUUGCACCUAGCGCGCUGAAGGUGGAUGUGCGCGUGUGUGUGUGUGUGUGUGUGUGUUUCUCACACGGGCGGACGGAAAGACCUAGCGUUUUAGGUCGGUAUCAAGCCUAGCAUCUUGUUCAUCCAGGAUGUCGUGGAUACGUUCGUUGUUGCUGAUGUGUGCCCUGGCGGUGGUGGUGGUGAGAGGUCAGGAGUGUGCGGAGACUGCAAACUUCUUCACCGAGCACCAACUACAGUACAACUGGAGACCCAACGAUGGGCCUUCUAGUGUAUGCGGUAGAGCAAGUUGCUGCAGCAAGCAACACGACGCUGACUUGCUGCAUGCUGCCAAGCGCCAAAUGCGGGAGGACUUACGAACGGGAUUUUCCAGCAGCCUCUAUCUUCUAGAACGGUUGUCAUCUCAGCUGGACGCAUCAAUCUGCAAUUCUCUGCAAGAAGCACAGAACGAGAGCGAUAGCGUUCUGCAGCACACGUAUGGUCCGUAUUAUCAACGUAACAAUGGCAUGUUCAGCGACUUCUUCUGCCGGCUCAGCUUUGCAGCGAGUCGAGCGGACUGCUGCUACUGCGAGCAAGAAAUGGAGGAGAUUGUCUUCACGUUCUUGCGGGAUCUGGUGUUUGUCGCUCUCAAGGAGCAGUCCAGGAUCCUGAGCGUGUCGCAGAGGUUCGAAAAAUGUGUGCACCGUGUCAUGACCGUCGCUGCCUUGAAAGAAAUCUUUGCUGAGAACAGGGUCAACUGGUUGCUGAGCCGCUUGAAGCGGCAGAUCUGCUUACCAUGUCACAUGCGACAGGGGUUGCGCGUGGCGCACAACUUCGUGCACAACUCCAUCACCAAAACUGAGGUGAGCCAGGAGUGCCUGGAGGGACUGCGCUGUGUGUACAGCUGCUCAUGCUGCGCCGGUGAAGCCAACUGCAGGACAAAGAAACCCUGCUUCUCGUGCUGCGAGUCCGCAAUGCUGGCAUGUAGCCGCGAAGGCCUGGGUCCAUCCAGUGCGCCCUUCUCAUGGUUACUGAAGGAGCUGGGGCGUGCUGCUGCAGAAAGUGCAGAUGGAAAGCCAGAUGAAGUUCUGGACAGCUUGGGCGUCAACCUGAGUGAAAUGAUCAUGGAGAUCUACCUGAAGACCGAGGAGACGCUGGAGCAGAUAUCGGGAACGUGUGGUACCAUUCAUGAGAAUGCCCUGAGCACUCGUAGUCCCAACCCUCCGCUCAAGUGUCCAGUGUGCUCUUCAGAUAACUCAGAGAUCUUGAAAGCACUUCGAUCAGUGCAGUCGGAGGCGGAUCUUCUAUCGCGCACAUUUGAAAACAUCUCCCACGGUUCCUGCAGUGCCACUGCAGGAAGUCCGUCGGGGCCACAGGGUUGUGCAGGCUGCAAUGAUUGCCAGUUCAGAUCCGGAAACACAUCUAGUGCAACCGAGACCAUUCUAACGAAGCUGGUAGUGGAUCUGCCGCGUUUCUUCCGCCCGCCGAAAGCCCGAUUCCCAAAUUCUAUGGCAAUGCCUGCUUUCUCAUGCACGAAGCCCACUACCUUUCCCGAGCGAGUAUACGUUCCUGGAGCGCCAGGAUCACCAAACAUUCAACCCGGAUCACCGGGAACCGCAAAUGGCGAUAACCGUGGUGGUAUUAUUUGUGACGAUGAAGAUGUCAAUUGUUGCCAGCAAGGAUCGGGUGAUGAGUCGGGCAGUGGCAGUGGUGACGGCGGCUGUAUUGGAUCUGGAAGUGGCGACAGCAGCAGCGGCAGCAGUGGUGCUGGUGGCAGUAUCAAACCUGUGGAGAGAGGCAACGACACGGUCGUGAGAGCCACAUUUACACUGCCGGGUCCCAUCACCCGUGCUCCGAUCGGAGCUGCAGCGACGACGGCGGGUGAGAAGGAGACCAAAAGCAGCUCAGCCCCUUCAUCAGCGCACCUACUGCACACCGCUGUUUACGUCCUGCUCGCAGUAAUAUCAGCUACAUUAGCUGCUGCGUGCUGAUGCAACGUCUACACCAUCUACAUUGUAUCCUGGACUAGUGGUGAAAAGAAGAAAGAACAGAAUGUGUGCAACAGGAACAACAGUAUUAUGUGAGCAAUGGAAAAUGAUGGAAAGGAUUAACUAUUGACUGCUGGCGACGAUGGUUGCAUGGUAAUACUGAUCUAUUGUCACUGCACGUCCGCACACGUGUGGCCUUGACUUGAGUUUGAACGGACCAAAAAAAAUGAUAAAUGUCCGCUGAAUAAUUCUACUACCAUGUUUGCAUCCCAUACUAAUAUUGAUGUUGCCCGUAACAGUACUAACAAUAAACAGAUUGAUGUCCUCCAUGUAUUGCUCUCUGUACAUAACUAAAGAAUAAUUGAGGUACACACAGAUGUGUUUCUAGUUCUGGGUGGUAACAUAUUCUUGUUUUUCUUUCAGCCUGCACCAGCCAAGGAUGGUAAUAACAGCUCUCUCUCUCUCUCUCUCUCUCUCUCUGCAUGUCACGUCAAACUGUUUCUUCCAAGAAGUGCAUUGUGUUGUUAACAUGUUUUUUUUGUUCACGGGCAUGCAAGACUUUCUAUAUUAUUCUCUCCAGCCACCGGAGUCACAGUUAGCUGGUGCUUCGGCUUUGAGAAGCUGGCUUUUCUUUGCUGCUGCUGGCAGCUGCAUCUUUCUUUCUUGGCACGUUCACCUUCGAGGACACGGUGUACAGAUGCCGCAGCUUUUAUUUCUUCCCUUCUCCACUGUUUCAAUUAUCUUAUGGGUUUGCAGUGCACGUAAUGUCACGUUCACAUAACACCACCGUCAUAAUCAAGAUUAUCACGAUUUUGUACUUUCAACAUUAUUUCAGAUUUAUUGUCCUUUUUCCUCACUCUCACUCCUUUACUUCGCAGGCUAAAACACAAACCCGUGACAUGGCCAUAGAUCAGCACCUGUAGUAGAGUUGCGUGAUUCAAUCAUCUAAUUAUUUUAUCACCUGCCAUAUUAUUUUCAUGCUCGGA